Naegleria gruberi is the source of this 618-nucleotide messenger RNA. RefSeq lists its product as uncharacterized. Lineage: Eukaryota; Heterolobosea; Eutetramitea; Acrasida; Naegleriidae. The transcript has a single exon. Bases 1 to 618 code for a protein of 205 amino acids. The record is from RefSeq and is a predicted model, not a curated record.
AUGUUGAUGGCAUUGUUGGUUUUCAAUCAACCUGCACUUGUAGUUGGUAAAUUGUGUAGAAAUCCUAGUCAAGUGGAUGAAGAAUCAAAAGAAUUCAAUAAGGAAAAUCAAAAUACCAACUAUAAUACGAUGAGCGUUGAUCAUUCGACAAGUUCUGCUGCUAUUGUACCAAUUCAGGAAUAUGUGGACGAAUCUAAAUUGAAGAAUGUCAAGAAAAAUGGUGAAACACAUGGAAAGGAAACUGAUGAUGAAGAAAAUCAGAAGAAUGUAGAGAAAACGCAAGAAACACCUGUAAACGAAGCUAUGAGGGAAACUGAAUCAAUAGUAAUUAAGAAUUUGUAUUAUUUGGGAUAUAAUUGCAAUCAUUCCAAAUUGGAUGAGAAAAUUCAAACGAUUUUCAAGAUAAGUGAACUUAAAAAAAAGGUCAAAAUGAGACAAAUUGCUUUUGAACCAACAAGAAGUGCGAAAAAACUAAAUAGCGAACAUGCAAAUGGAGCUGAUAUAUUGCUAGUUAAAUAUGGUAUUUCUUCUGAUUUUCCAUAUAUAGCAAUUAAAGGAUUUGGAGAUUAUGAAAUUUCAAAUAAGGCAAAUGAAAUAUUAAGGCAAUCAUCUCAAUAA